AUGAAAGUCGGCAUCGUGAAUGCAGGCAAUGUUGGAUUGCGUCUGGGUAUUGCCUGGAUCCGCCUGGGUCAUGAUGCCGUGCUCAGCAAAGACACUCAUGCGGAACAGCUUCGAGAGCGCGUCCGAGAACUAUCUUUGAAAAAAGGCAUCGGAGAGGACGAGACGGCCCGGUUUAAAUAG
Messenger RNA from Penicillium macrosclerotiorum, 180 nucleotides. RefSeq lists its product as uncharacterized. The record is from RefSeq and is a predicted model, not a curated record. Lineage: Eukaryota; Fungi; Ascomycota; Eurotiomycetes; Eurotiales; Aspergillaceae. The transcript has a single exon. Bases 1 to 180 code for a protein of 59 amino acids.